GUUUUCGGCUGGUGGUGGCGCCGGGCAUCGAUUCCAUGAACCCCCAGGCGGCGAUCUUGAUCAGAGACUCGCUACGGUUCAGAUCGGUCCGCCCUUUUGGGCCUAGAAUCGCUGCCGCUGAGCUCAUGGGGCCCUCGGGGUCUACAGUGGUCAUCUCAGCCUACAUUCGUCACACUUCGGGGGAGGGUCUGGACGAUCUUCGACGGGCUGUGGCCUGGGCUAAGGGACGAUCCCCUCGCCUGGUGAUUGGUAUGGACGCCAAUGGUCACAGCCCGUUCUGGGGGCCGGAGGACAUUCCCUCCAACGCGGUGGGGCGUGCUCUGGAGGAGCUGAUCCUGGAGCACAACCUGGAGGUGGCCAACGAUCUGGAUGCCCCUCCGUCCUUCGUCUCUGAUCGAAGGGCCAAAUCUUGGAUUGAUGUUACCCUGACCACUCGCAGCACGGCCAUGGGUUUAGCUGACUGGCGGGUGGACCAGGACUUUUUUUCUGGCUCGGAUCACCGCGCCAUUCGCUUUUCUGUGGCCCAUUCCCCUGCCAACAACCAGACCUUCCGAUGCAAGGACUGGGACAAGGUGGAUUGGCUGCAAUUCCGCGCAGCGGUGGCCUUGGAGUGCAGGGCGCGGGGGAUUCUGCGGGGUCAUAAUCAUGACUCUGGCUGGAAUGGGAGGCUGGCGACGACGUCUCGCGAAGAAGCUGAACGGAUGAUGACGACUCUCACCGAAGUGCUGCAAGGGGCCAUCGACGCACUUGUGCCUGUCAAGAGGAUUUGCUGGGCGUCCAAGCCCUGGUGGAGCCCUCAUCUCACUGAACUUCGCCGGCACAUGAAGCACCUUCGGAAUAGAGCUGACCGACUUGACACGGAUCAUGAUAGGGGGCUGUUCCGCCGCGCUCGCAAGGAGUUCACUCAGGAGGUCAAGAAGGCGAAGGCGGCAGCGUGGAGACGGUUCUGUGAGUCCGUCAACCAUGAGGACAUGUGGCCAGCGCUACAGAGGAUCCUCAAGCCUCGCAGGCGGAUUCAGGUGGCGGAUCUUCAGACGGGUGAGGAGCAGUGGGCGGUUGAGGACACAGCUAAGGCCAGCGUGCUCAAGGCGCGCUUCUUUCCUGAGGCCCCGUCUUCCCAGGAGUUUUGUGACCUGACUGAGACCAGGAGACGGGAGGUGGACUCCUGGCUGGCGGAAGAGUGGGAGGCAUUCCCUGCUAUCCAGGAGUUGGAGGUCCGGAGGCGAAUCCUGGAGAUGAGGGCGAUCAGUGCACCGGGGGCAGAUGGCAUUUUGGCCAAAUGCCUUCAGGAGUGCAGCGACAGCGUCACCCCG
Molecule: messenger RNA, 1313 nt
Organism: Ostreobium quekettii
Lineage: Eukaryota; Viridiplantae; Chlorophyta; Ulvophyceae; Bryopsidales; Ostreobiaceae
Source: the annotation of a GenBank genome assembly